GUAACAAUCGGGAUGAGUCUUCUGUCCGGGGAUCCCUGCUUUAAAACGCCUCCCAGCACGGCCAAAUCUGUCUCCACCGGGGACGAGGACCCGACCCUGCAGCUCGACCGCAAGGGAGGGAGCACUGAUGCCACGGUGCAGCCACCAGGGGGCAUCCUGGAGGGAUCUCGCUCCUUCAAACCAAGACAGUCGUCGGUACGAAGCUCAGGGCUACCUGAGGAGGGGGGGAGUCCAGAUGACGUCUUUCACUCGGGUCAUUUCCGCAGCUCCAGCUACGCCAGCCAGCACAGCAAGAUAUCAGGUUACAGCACAGGUCACUCUCGCUGCUCCAGCCUGACGGACCUCAGUCACCAUAGAAACACGUCAUCCAGCAGCAGCGCUUCCUGCGGACCCGCCCACUCGGCCCAGCCUCCUCCCUCCACCCCCACUGAUCCUCAGAGGCAAGGGACGCCCACCAGACCAGAGCGGCCGCCUCCCCCCUCUGCAGCAGCAUUUAUGUCCAACAGAUCGUCCAGGAGGAAGAAGGACACGGUGGAGCGUCAGCACAGCUGGGUGGACGACACUCGCAUCGACGCUGACGUCAUCGUGGAGAAAAUCCUCCAGAGCCAGAACUUUUCUGACAGCAGCAACAACGAAGACAGUAACUUGAGGCUGUUCGUCAGUAAAGACGGGACGACCGCUCUCAGCGGCUCGCUCGCCAACAGAGGAACUCCUGGUACGUUUGAGCCGGUCGUCAUCGAGAGUCACUGAGACAAACUGAUCACGUGUCUGUGACAUCACGCUGCAGCUUCAGUAAACAUCUCCGCACCGCACCAAACUUUAUUUAAACGUCCACUGCACAGAAACAGUUUUCUAGUUCAUUAUUUCAGAUCUGUGACAUUUGACUGAACAGAGAUUCAACGAUGAGUCUGAAACACGAUGAGUCUGAAACACGAUGAGUCUGAAACACGAUGAGUC
Molecule: messenger RNA, 957 nt
Organism: Paralichthys olivaceus (Japanese flounder)
Lineage: Eukaryota; Metazoa; Chordata; Actinopteri; Pleuronectiformes; Paralichthyidae
Source: RefSeq, a predicted model, not a curated record